AUGUCGUUGCCAGCUGCAUCCUGGCCUGGGGUUAGUCCGUCGAUCGUCUGCUCCAUUCAUCGCGGAGCCUCUGCUAACUUGUGCGGUGCAGGACACGCCCGCCCCAUGAUCACCUUCGCCGCGCGACUCGUCCAGCUCGACCCGGACGUGUGCGUCACAGUUCUCGUGACUACCAGGCACUUCGACCGACUCGUGAAGGAGUCGACGCGCAGCUUCGAAGAGAGCGACGCUCAAGCGGCACAACGCCUCAGGGUCGUGUGCGUAGGGCCGGCUAACAAUAUGCUGGGAGACGGCCUUAUCGGGCCUGUCUGGAAGACACUGCUUGCCGGGGAGGGUCCUGUAUGUGCGCAAACCAGCAUUCGGCACAGUGCCUGGCCGAAACCGAACGCGGUCGUGCUUGAUAUCUUUGCUAUUGAGGACACCAAGACCAUUCGCUCGAUCAGCGGCUCCACCGUGAAGCUGUUUUCGUGGUGGUCUGGUUCGACGUACGCCUUGUUGCAUUUGUUCGGAGACAAGAACAUCGGAGGCCGCGGGGACGUCCAUAAGCAGAUACAAGAGGAGGUUGGUAGGUCCGGUCGCUCCUACAAGGAGGUGGCAAUGGAGAUGACCGCCGCAGUGCCGAGAGGAGAAGUGGUAGAGCCCCCGGGGCAUCCUUCAAUGUACGACUGGGAGCUCAGUCCCCAGGAUUUCGAUUUCCCCGAAGACAUUGUGCUGUCCGUAUCCACCUGGACCAACGCCUCUCAAGCAACAGUUGACGGGGUCAUCUCGAUCUCCUUCGAGUCCUGGGAACCCGAAGCGUUCAAGCUCGCGAGGCGAUGGUUUGGUGAAACGGGUCGUCCCGUUUACAUUGCCGGACCACUGCUCCCCACCGCGUCUAAGGCGACUGCAGCGGCCAACGAGAAGACACAGUCGGCGGAGAGUGCGUCGAUCCAGAAGCUCCUGGACGACACGCUUGCGCGUUCCGGAACGCAGUCUUUGCUCUACGUCUCUUUCGGAUCCCAGUUCUGGCCCGUCAGCUCCCCCGAGAAGGUUUGGGCGUUCCUCGACGUUGUGAUGGAGAUGGAGAUCCCCUUCAUCAUGAGCCACGCAUCUCCUAAGGCCGUCGUGCCCGACGAGGUGAAGACGAAGGUACAGGCGUACGGCAAGGGCAUCUUGUCGCCGUGGGCACCACAGCAAACCAUCCUCGACCACCCGGCGACCGGUUGGUACGUCGGUCAUGGAGGCCAGAACGGGCUGACGGAAGCCAUCGCCGCAGGCGUGCCAAUGAUCAUGUGGCCCUUCAACGCCGACCAGCCGUCGAACACCGUCUUGGCCACCGACGUCCACAAGAUCGGCUACGAGCUCCUCGAGGUCCGCACCGGCCACGGCCUCAAGAAGAUCUACCGCACGGGCUACACUCCGGUCGGCACUGUUGAUGCUGUCAAGGCUGAGGCGCGUUGGGUUCUCACACAGGCCUUCGGAGAGGACGGGAAGGAGAAGCGCGCACGGCUCCCGGCGAUCAGGGAGGCGUUGCUUGGGGAGUGGAAGGAGGACGGGCGGUCGCGGCGGGAUGUGCUCGCGUUCUUGGAGAGCCUGUAG
Epithele typhae is the source of this 1578-nucleotide messenger RNA. Its product is annotated as UDP-Glycosyltransferase/glycogen phosphorylase. The transcript has 10 exons. The record is from RefSeq and is a predicted model, not a curated record. Lineage: Eukaryota; Fungi; Basidiomycota; Agaricomycetes; Polyporales; Epitheliaceae. Gene Ontology annotation, molecular function: UDP-glycosyltransferase activity. Bases 1 to 1578 code for a protein of 525 amino acids.